Messenger RNA from Populus nigra (black poplar), 2900 nucleotides. RefSeq names its product chromatin assembly factor 1 subunit FAS1. Bases 213 to 2723 code for a protein of 836 amino acids. Gene Ontology annotation, cellular component: nucleus; CAF-1 complex. The transcript has 12 exons. Gene Ontology annotation, biological process: nucleosome assembly. NCBI's taxonomy places the organism in Eukaryota, Viridiplantae, Streptophyta, Magnoliopsida, Malpighiales, Salicaceae. The record is from RefSeq and is a predicted model, not a curated record.
AUCAAAAUUCGAGAGAAAAAAAAAACAAGAGAGAGAAACAAAAUAGCCAAAAGAGAUAAAAAGAGAGAGAUAUCUAAUCGAGGCUCGUUGUCCGAGAAGCACAUCAAAGAAGAAAACCACAGAUCACAAGCAAACACUGCUGUAUUUUCCUUUCUGCCGAGUAAAAAAAACCCCUUUUCUGUUAAAUUAGGGUUUCGAUUUGAGUGAAGGCAAUGGCGGAAGUGGUCAAGAUGGCAAUCGACUGUGAAGAUGAGUCAAAACCGAGCGGCCAAGAUCAACCAAAGAAGACCCUGAAGAGGAAGCGAGCAACUUUAACACCAACACAACAACAGCAACUCGUGAACUUAACAGGUGAACAGAAAGAACUCCAGAUUGAGGAAUUGAAGAGAGAAAUGGAAGGGCUAUUUGGGUAUUACAAAGAAACGAUGAAUCAGAAAAUGGGUUUUGGGUUUGGUGUAGAUUUGGGUGGAAGUGAGUGUAUUAAUGUGAAUGGGAUGGUGGGUCUGUUAAUGGAAGAGAGUGACAUGUCGUUUUCGAAACUGGUAGAGGAAAUAUAUGGGAAGUUAGUGAAAAAGAGUGGGAAUUUGACUGUUGCAGUGGUGAAAAGUGCUGUGUUGUUUGUUGGUCAAAGAAUAACAUAUGGCGUGCCUAAUAUAGAUGCUGAUGUUUUGGAGGAUGAGACUGAAAGUUGUCUUUGGUGCUGGGAGACACGAGAUUUAAAGCUAAUGCCGAAAUCUGUCCGUGGUGCAUUGAAAAUCAGGCGUAUGUGCCGAGCAAAGAUCCAUGAGAGGAUUACUGCUGUUUUCGCGAUGAUAACUGCAUUACAGAAGUCAGAGACUGAUGAAAAUUACAAAAGUGAUUUAAUAAAAUCAUCAGGGAAGCUUGGCAAAGUGUUAAGAGAGGCAGACAUUCGUUUGUUAGUGGAUGGCAUGUUACAGAAGAAUGGAGCAGAGAUGGCUGAAAAGCAAGUAAAAAGAGAAGAAAAAUUGAUCAUCAAGCAACUGGAGAAAAAUAAACGAGAAGAGGAAAAGGAGAAAAAAAGGAUGGACCUUGAAUUUCAAAAGGAAAAGAGACAAACUGAGAAAGAGCAAAAGCGACUGCAGGAGGAGGCGGAAAAAGAUGAACGGCGUCGUGAAAGGGAAGAGUUUGAAAUGAAGAGACAACUGAAAAGGCAGCAAGAGGAAGUUGAGAAGGAACAGCGACGCAAGGAGAAGGAAGAAGCUGAGUUGAAAAGGCGAGUUGCUGUACAGAAGCAAGCUUCAAUGAUGGAACGCUUUCUAAAAAGAAGCAAAAGUAGUUCCCCAUGUCAGAAUGACCAGAGUUCAACUAAAGCAACCACUUCUGAUUCCUCAAGCAAAAAGAGUAAAAGGAUGGAUGAAGCAGUUACUCAGUUAAUGGACUGUGCUCCUUUGUUAAAUGAUAACAUUACAAGUGAUGACAUUCUCAAGUCACACUUGUCUUCCUGGUGUCAUUUGGGUUGCUCUAUCCGUUCCAAUAGAAAACAGCAUUGGAGUAUCCGUAGGAAGCCUAAGACUGGACUGUUUAAGGAACUUAAGCUAACUGCUAUCAGGGACCCAACUCAUGAUGAUGAUUCAAGUGUAGAGAAGCUUGAUAGUGGAUGGGGAGAUCAAACUUCUGAUGACAUAUCGUGCAUAGAUGUUAGAAAAUGUAAUCGGAGGAAGCAAUUGUUGCAGUUUGAUAAGAGCCAUAGACCUGCUUUUUAUGGUAUCUGGCCUAAGACAAGUCAUGCUGUUGGACCACGCCAUCCAUUAAGGAGGGAUCCAGACUUAGAUUAUGAUGUUGACAGUGAUGAAGAAUGGGAAGAGGAGGAUCCUGGUGAAAGCCUCUCGGAUUGUGAUAAGGAUGAUGGAGAAGAAAGUUUAGAGGAAGAAUAUUCAAAAGCUGAUGAUGAAGAAGAGAGUGAAGAUGGUUUUUUUGUACCUGAUGGGUAUCUCUCAGAAAAUGAGGGAGUACAACCUCACAGAAUGGAUGCUGAUCCUUCAGUCGAGGAGGCCAGAAGCUCGCCUAGUUGCAAGCAAGACUUAGAGAGUGAGGAGUUCUGUAUGUUGCUGAAACAGCAGAAAUGUCUGAACAGUUUAACUGAUAAUGCCCUUCGGAAAAAUCAUCCCAUGAUUGUAUUGAAUAUAAUGCAUGAGAAGGAUGCGUUGUUAGUGGCUGAUGACCUGAGUGACAUUUCUAAAGUGGAAAAAAUGUGUUUGCAAGCACUUAGCAUGCGAGCAUUCCCUGGAGGACCACAAAUGGAGAUGUUCGUGGAUGUGUCAUCUGAAAAUCAUGAUGCUUGCUUGUUAACUGCGAAGGCCAGUGCUACACGUAUCCCAACUGUGAUAACUUUACAAGACUCGGAUAUGACUAUAGUUGUGUCUGUUAUUCAGUCAUGCUCGCAAAGUAUGAAUAAAAUGGUUGAAUCACUGCAACAGAAAUUCCCCACUGUCUCCAAGUUGCAAUUAAGAAACAAAGUUCGUGAGAUAUCAGAUUUUGUGGAUAAUCGUUGGCAGGUCAAGAAAGAAGUUUUGGAUGGUUUUGGCAUUAGAAGUUCGCCAGAAAAGAGCAGAGGAAGGAAGCAUAACAUUUCUACAUUUUUCUCCAAGAGGUGCCUGCCUCCUGCUGGUAAAAGCACGAAUCCUAAUGAGUCCUCACCGCCUCUGCUGAAACAUGGUUCUGUUGCUGAGAGCCAACAAAUUUGCACAUACAGCCAUCCAUAGCAUUCUCUUCCGGAUCAUCUUUGGCCUUUCUGUUUUUUCUUCACCAAAUUUCCCAUCUUUUUGGCCAUAUUCCGAGGCAUGUAAUUAUAAAUUAUCUCAAGAAACUCAACAUUAGUGAAGUUUCUGUUUUAAAUCACAAGGUUGAAUCGAAGGCGAUAUAAACUUUCAGCAGACCAA